Closterium sp. NIES-67 is the source of this 2343-nucleotide messenger RNA. The record is from the annotation of a GenBank genome assembly. NCBI's taxonomy places the organism in Eukaryota, Viridiplantae, Streptophyta, Zygnematophyceae, Desmidiales, Closteriaceae.
CCUCAUUCCCGUUGCUCCUCCCUCCUCCGCUUCUCAUUCUCGUCGGUACUUCAAAAUUCUGCACGCAAUACCGCGCCAGGUUUAGUGCCUUUCUUAUCCCGGCUCGAGUUGAUUCACCAAGCUUUCUGAGCCCGCAGCAAUCCCCUGAGACCGAAGCACUCGUCUCUUUUUUUUUUUCUCCUCACUCCGCGGUGUUUUCUCUCGAGCGCGUCGAAGCCAUUUCAGUCUGUGCGAAGGUCAUCGUUGCGAAUCUUAAACGCUAGGUUUAGAUCCAUCCGGGCCGAGUGAGGGAUCUUUUCGAGUCGACUCAAAAGAGGGACUGUACGAGGUCAUUAGGAGGACGGCUGCGCGCCUGAUUACGCUACGAUUCGUGGCGCUUCGAUUUGUGACCCCGCGUGUCGUGACCGUUACGGUUGCGAUCCAUCAGGCAUCGUUAGGGCGUUUCAAAAAGGCAUCAGCAGAAGGUCGGGGUCUGGGGGUCGCAGCGAGCGAGGGAACGUGCGAGUGUAAGGAGGGAAGGAGUAUUCGUGCGGCGAGUAUGGCCCAUCCGGGUCAGUGCAAGGACGAGGCGUCGGGACUGGAGAAGGUGGUUCUCAGACAGGCCGGUGGCGCCACGGCCGAGGUGUUUUUCCAUGGCGGGCACGUCACCUCCUGGAAGCAUGACGGCAAGGAGGAGAACCUCUUCAUGAGCAGCAAGGCCGUUUUGAAGCCUCCAAAAGCAAUCCGUGGCGGAAUUCCAGUGUGCUUCCCUCAGUUCGGCCCCAUGGGACCGUUGGAUCAGCAUGGCUUCGCCAGGAAUAGAUCCUGGUCGUUGGAUCCCGCUUCUCCAAAAACGGACCCGGCCUCCCUCGAUCUCCUCCUCACGCCCGCCCCUGAAGACUUGCGCCUGUGGCCGCACAGCUUUGAGCUGCGAAUGAAGGUGGCGCUGGGGAAAGGCGGCGAGCUGCUGUCGUCCGUGAGGGUGCUCAACACCGACUCCAAGGCUCUCUCCUUCACCUGCGCCCUGCACACGUACUUCCGCGUCUCAGACGUCAGCGAGGUGCGCAUCGAGGGCUUGGAGACAUUGGAUUAUUUCGACAACCUGGAUGCACUCAAGAGAGUGACGGACCAGGGCGACUCCAUCACCUUUGACUCGGAGUUUGACAGAAUAUACCUGAACACGCCAGCAAAGGUGGCUAUAGUGGAUCACGCAAUAAAGAAGACGUACAUCGUUAAGAAGGAUGGGUUCCUCGAUGCAGUGGUGUGGAACCCAUGGGAGAAAAAGGCUCGGAGCAUGAGCGACAUGGGCGAGGGGGAGUACAAGCGCUUCGUGUGUGUGGAGGCAGCGGCAAUCGAGAAGCCGGUGCAGCUGAAGCCAGGGGAGGAAUGGAGAGCAGGGCAAGAGCUGUCGGUGGUACCCUCGUCCUACCACAGUGGGCAGUUGGACCCUUCCAUGGUCACACGGGGGUACUAGGGGGUUUAAUUCUUAAGAGUGUUGCUGUGGCAGCAGCUUUAGAGUGUGUGUGUGUGGAGGCAGCAGCAAUGGAGAAGCCUGUGCAGGUGAAGUCAGGGGAGGAGUGGAGGUUGGGGCAAGAGCGAUCAGUGAGGAGUCUAUUUUUGAGGCGCCUGAAAAAUGAAGUGGAGGGCGGGGCAAGAGCUAUCAGCCGUUCCUUCCUCGUACCACAGCGGCCAGCUGGACCCAACCAUGGUUACAUGGGGGUACUAGAGGGGGGUUGUGGCACCGGCUUUGGAGACAAAAGUAAUCGAGAAGCUGGUGCAGGUGAAGCGAGGGGGGGAGUGGAGAGCGGGGCAAGAGCUAUCAGUCGUUCCUUCCUCGUACCACAGCGGCCAACUGGACCCAACCAUGGUAAGGAGGGGGUACUAGAGGGGGUCGUAUCACAGUGGACAGUAUCCAAGCACGAUUACUCAGGGUACCGUACAAGGGGUACCUGAGGGUACUAGGGGGUAUUUGGGAGUACUCGGGGAUAAUAGAGGGUGACUGUAACAGUAACUUCAGAGGCAGCAGCAAUUGAGAAGCACCGGUGUUGAAAUUUCAGACUUGCACAGAGGAUAGAAGUUUCUAGUUGCAUCACAAUCGCAGGUCAGCAUUUUCAACGUGCUUGGUAGUGUGGAGUAUCAGAAUGAGUAGUAGUUGAGUAGAAUCGAAUGAUACAUGGGUAUAUAGACUAGGGGUUGUACCCUCUAAGGCACAAUCCAGUAUAGUCUACAAUAACUACAUAACUUACAUUUGACACACCCCCUAGACUAUAUAGGGGCAGUGCCUAAUAGGAGAAGAAGCAGCUCAGGGUGGCACUACUAGUCCAGCCUUUGAGGCAAGGGUCUAAAGACCAGUCAAAGGAAUAC